AAACGAAAAUUUCAAGAUGGCGGAUUGUUUAACAAUAUGUGCUGCCUUACUGGUUUCUAUCGGUUUUACAUUUCUCUUUUGGUUUAUAAGACGACUUGGAAUUAUAGAAACCCAAACGGCUGUAACACAUAAAAGGCCGAAACCACAACCAAUGGUCGAAGUUUGUAAUCCAUUUAAAAUAACUGCAUCUUCACUCCCCUUAAUAGGUUGUGUUGAUAUGUUGCUUAGCUGCACACAUCCAUGCUAUGUCUGGUGCUUCUGGAAGGUAGAAAAGCAAUGUUUGGACCAAAUAGUUUGUUUUAGGGAUUCUAGUGAUGGAAAAAGUGAAGAAACUGAUAAAUUUACCAAUUGGAAGUUGAAACUGGAGAAAAAUUGCAAAGCAGUGAUUGGCAAAGAUUUUACUGACAUAUGUUCUGGGAAAAAAGUAUCUUACAAUGUCACAGAUCUAGACUCAAUUGAGCCUGACCUGACAAACAAUGAGAUACAAGUGUAUGAUCUGGUAGUUGCCAUGGAGUUGACUGAUGAACACAAGGCAAUGAUAGAAUCAGAAUCUUGCAUUACAGCUAUGCUGGCUGGUAUUCAAUUGGAAAGACAAAAUGGAAACUUUAAAACAUCUAUCAUUCAACAGUACAUUCAAACUUACAAUGGCAAGAUAUUCAAAUUACAGAAAUUAUUUCUGGAAGGUUCAAGCAAUCAUGAGCAAAGUACACAGAACAACAGUUUAUGCAUUGUUUGUCAGAUGUUGCCCAUAUCGCGGGCUUUCAUACCAUGUGGCCAUGCAUGUUUAUGUUCUCUCUGUUUUAAUAAAAUGAACAAGUGCCCAAUGUGUCGUCGUCCGAUAAUUUCAUCAUUUAUAUUAGGAGAGGAACCGAAUCUGGACCAAGAAAAUGAGAACGAGUUCAGUGACGUCUUAAAAGGAAUGAAUCCGUUGGAAAUAGUAAAAAGAAUGUGCGAAGCUUCUUGAAUUGUCAGGACUUCUUUUG
Molecule: messenger RNA, 983 nt
Organism: Dendronephthya gigantea
Lineage: Eukaryota; Metazoa; Cnidaria; Anthozoa; Malacalcyonacea; Nephtheidae
Product: cell growth regulator with RING finger domain protein 1-like
Exons: 6
Coding region: 17-964 (315 amino acids)
Biological process (GO): negative regulation of cell growth
Source: RefSeq, a predicted model, not a curated record